AUGGUCUCGAAUCGUACUCUUCGAAUGAGUCUACACGGGCUUCGAACUGUGUCCAACUCUACACCGGGGCACACUUGGCCUGAAAUGAUCAACCGCCUUUACUCUUCAGAUCUUCCAGAUGUCACAGUCCCGUUAGAGUACGAUUACGAUUCAAAUGUACAGCAGUCAAUUAUCUCAACAUGCCAAUCCUCUCUUUUCGACAACCCUCUAGGGAUCUACGACUGCGCUGCUUUAGCGGUGUCAGCGCUACUCAUACAAAAGUACAAUUAUACUUUGGAUCCUGCAUCCGCAACUGAAGCAAACAACUUUCUAAAAUUUGGGGAUUUGGCUUCGUUCGAUGGUCUUGGAACUCUCCAGCGGAUCCUCAGUUGUGUUGACGCCUCAGAGCCCAGCGGGAUGACAGCACAUGGGCGUCUACCGGAAACUGAAUUCGGUACCUGGGCGUUGAAUAGCACGAGCUAUUACCACUUUCAUGAGAUCGAAGAGAGUCUCAAUGAUACCCUGGACUACUUGAAGCCUCUCUGCUCCCAGGUGAGGUCACCGGAAGCUGAUAUUGCCGGGCCCGGUGUCACAGUUUCCUACAUAAUUCAAAUAGGACUGCUCGUAUGGUUCUUCAUUUUGUCUUUACUGAUCCCUCAAGAUUCAAUCUACUCAAUGCCCGUGAAGGCGUUAGCUGCAUUAGGGCGGUUCAGGAGAGGCAACGAACAGCAACACUGCUCUACCACGGUGUAUGUGAUGGAACGAUUGCGAGCCUCCAGAUUUGCCGUGGCUUUAUACUCAUCCAUCAUCGACUUCCAAGAAGCACAAGCCUUCUUCACGUUGGCAGUGCAACUAGCUACGAUUGUCAUGUUCAUGACCGACCAGGUCCCCGUCAUCCGCAUCGACUGGCGGGCGGCCCGGAUCUACUCGGCUGGAAACACGCUUGUUGUCCUUCUCAUGCAGUCAGAAAUACAACGAAAAGGGAUGAGAUGGUGGUAUAUGUUCUUUCUCACCUUCGCCGUCGGCGUUCUGGGCAUGGUGAUUCGAAACCUUGGCUCAGAAGCGCCAAUCACGCUGGGCGCGAUAGCCAAGUGCGGCAAUCGGAGUCGAAACAUCAUGCAGACGUGCUACAACAACGGAUCGUCUGCUUUCAGAGAUGCAUUUCGGGACGAAGACCGGGGUGGGUCGGACUACUUCAUCAGCUUCUUGUUCAGCACAGUCGUCCUAUCAAUUGACCAGCUAGGACACAUCCCGCGCCUGCGGCGGAGUCUUCAAUCGAAACUGGAAUACUGGCCGGGCAGACUCCCUCUUUUUAUCUCGCUCCUGCGGUUCGGUUCGGUCAUCUGGGGUGCUACAUGGUUUGUAUCGAAUGUCCUGCUAGCUUCACUCCUCAUGAGAAACGCAACAGCGAUCCUCAACGAGAUGGGAGGUUUAGUAUGGGACAGGGAUAAAUGGACGUUUGGUCAGAUCAUAGCAGUGCUGCCAUGGGCUCCAGUGAUAUCUAAGUACCUAUACUGCAGUAUUUGGAACUUUGGCUCUGCCGAAAUGACUGAUAUUGACCGCAUAGUUGGCAUCAUUCAUGGCGUAGGGAGCCGGAUAGACGAUCAUUACGAAGUCGUCCUCAGCGAAAGAUGCCUGCUGAGAGAGCUGUCUCGGCUUUCAGAGUACGAGGGAGAGUUUCAAACGACUGACUACGAUAAUUUGCCUAAUGUGGAAGGCGGCCGAGGAGACGGGAAGGGGCCGGAUCGGGACUCGGAGGAGUGGAGCCAUGUUUCUUUGGACAGCGGCGAGAAUUCCGUCGAAUCCCCCGGGUCUUCCACACAGAGAUUGCUCAUGCCGAGUCCUUGCUGGUCUCCCACCAAAUAUGUCCAUACUUUACGUCGAGAACUAUCUGUACGACAGUUUAAUAUACAGUAA
Messenger RNA from Colletotrichum gloeosporioides, 1896 nucleotides. RefSeq lists its product as uncharacterized. The transcript has 3 exons. Bases 1 to 1896 code for a protein of 631 amino acids. The record is from RefSeq and is a predicted model, not a curated record. NCBI's taxonomy places the organism in Eukaryota, Fungi, Ascomycota, Sordariomycetes, Glomerellales, Glomerellaceae.